AUGGCUUACACACUUGCGACAUCCUAUGUGGGCGAGUCCCUUCUCUCGGGGUUCAACUGGUUCAACGGCACUGAUCCAUCCAAUGGUUACGUUGCUUACCAAUCUCGCGCAGACGCAGAGGCACAAUCCAUUGUUUCAUUGGACACAGACACCAACGUCGUCCGUCUUGGCGUCGACAGCACAAACGUUUUUGGCGAGGAUGAGGGUCGGCCAAGCAUCCGCCUCGAAAGCAAGGAAGCCUUCAACCAUGGACUCUACAUCGCCGACUUUGAGCACAUGCCCCCUUCCCAGUGUGGACUCUGGCCGGCAUUCUGGACUUAUGGAGAGAACUGGCCGGCAGGUGGCGAGCUCGACAUCAUCGAAGGCGUCAACACGGCGCACAACAACAUCAUCUCAGCACACACCGGCCCCGGCUGCGUCCUUGAUCCCGCCGGGCCUAGCACCACACCUGCCUUCUCUGGCGAACAACGAAAUGAUGAUUGCUUCGUCGGCGACCAGAACAUUGGGUGCGGCUUCAACCCUCCCGACAGCGAUCUGCACACCUAUGGCGACAGCUUCAACGCGGUAGGCGGCGGUGUCUACGCCAUGCAGUGGGACGACGAGGUCAUCCGCGUGUGGCACUUUGCCCGCGACGAGGUCCCCGCCGAUAUCGACGCCGGCAACCCAGACCCUUCCUCCUGGGUGCUGCCCCAAGCUGUCUUUGGCGGCUCGCGCUGCGACGUCGACGGCCACUUCACCGACAUGAGCAUCGUCAUCAACAUCAACUUCUGCGGCGACUACGGUGACGCCACCUGGGACGCCACCUGCAGUGACCACGCGCCCACCUGCUCCUCGUACGUGGCCAACAACCCCCAGGCCUUUGCCAACGCCUACUGGGACGUCAAGUACAUCAAGGCCUAC
Emericellopsis atlantica is the source of this 900-nucleotide messenger RNA. Its product is annotated as family 16 glycoside hydrolase. NCBI's taxonomy places the organism in Eukaryota, Fungi, Ascomycota, Sordariomycetes, Hypocreales, Bionectriaceae. The record is from RefSeq and is a predicted model, not a curated record. Gene Ontology annotation, biological process: glucan catabolic process. The annotation marks the transcript as partial. Gene Ontology annotation, molecular function: hydrolase activity, hydrolyzing O-glycosyl compounds. The transcript has 2 exons.